ACCCGCCGCUUUCUCCGUCAGUUACGACGACUGUGAGUGUUUUUUCUUAAUUAUCUCUCCUCCAGUGCACAUUGCCACCAGCUAACUCAGCCAAAAUGACAAAUUCGUAGCGAUUGUUAAGGUUGUGGACAUCAAAUUGGUAUUUUGUCACCACGUCGAGCCAUUAACCGACCUCAUUGUAUUGUUGGCUUCACGUUCUCGAAGGGGAAUUUCAACAAGGAAAAAAAGUAUCACAGAUUGUUGCUGCGUCUUUUUCAGUUGAAACAGUACAAAAAAAGAAUUUCCAAUUUCUGUGGGGGAAAUGGAUAGCAAGGAAAUUGUUCACGACGGCGACGACCUUUACAAAGCUGACAUCCUUCGGAAAAUUGACCUGUCCAAAUUGUCAAAAGUUUCCUUUGACCCGCCAAUUGAACCCUGUAAACCUGGAGACUCCCUCAUUCUUCGACCUUUAAAUCGACGAGACUUUUCGAAAGGGUUUCCUCAAAUCCUGUCCCAACUCACAGCCGUUGGUGAUGUAUCACAAGAGCAGUUCAUUGAAGCGUUCGAUAGAAUGUCCAAAUGUAUUGACACUUAUUUUGUGACUGUGAUAGAAGACACCAGCUGUGGAAAAAUUGUUGGUUCUGCCACGUUAUUAUUAGAACAAAAAUUCAUUCAUAAUUGCGCGAUGAGAGGACGCGUUGAAGAUGUGGUGGUCAGUGAUGAAUAUCGAGGAAGGCAGCUAGGAAAGUUACUGCUAGCUGCCCUAACCUUAUUGGCGAAGCAAGUUGGAUGUUACAAGCUAUCAUUGGAUUGCAAGGAUAACAUGAUUCCUUUUUAUGAAACUUUUGGCUUUGUCAAAGAAGAUGGAAAUGGCAACUUUAUGACGAUACGAUUCUGAACAACAAUCCAUUCCCAAAACUAAUUAGUAUCUUGAGGUUUGUGCGACAUGCGCAAGGUCCGUGUGGUGGAUUUAUUACAUAUGAUUGUAAAAAAAGUAAUGGUAUUACAAUAAUUUAAAAAAAAACUUUGUACCUUCCCAACUUUGGGACUAUUUUUGAGUAAAGAACAAAGUAUUGAAUAUAUA
Messenger RNA from Folsomia candida, 1063 nucleotides. RefSeq names its product probable glucosamine 6-phosphate N-acetyltransferase (gene Gnpnat). The record is from RefSeq and is a predicted model, not a curated record. Gene Ontology annotation, cellular component: endoplasmic reticulum; endoplasmic reticulum-Golgi intermediate compartment; Golgi apparatus. Bases 302 to 877 code for a protein of 191 amino acids. Gene Ontology annotation, molecular function: glucosamine 6-phosphate N-acetyltransferase activity; monosaccharide binding. Gene Ontology annotation, biological process: UDP-N-acetylglucosamine biosynthetic process. NCBI's taxonomy places the organism in Eukaryota, Metazoa, Arthropoda, Collembola, Entomobryomorpha, Isotomidae. The transcript has 6 exons.